AUGGAUAAAAACAGAAUGAACGAGCUUGAAUUAGUGAUAGAAGAGUUGUUAGAAAAAGGGAGGGACACAUUGGAAAAAGAACAGAAUGUCGAAAAUAACAAUAAUAAUAAUGAGGAAAAAGAGUCGGUGCGCGAGGACGGAGCAGGCGAAAAGGAAGAGGGCGAGUUAGAUAUUGAAAACAGCGAGGAAGAGAAUAAUAAUAAUAAUAAGGGAGGAGGUCUAGGAAAUAUAAAAAGGGAUUAUUUGAAGGUUAUGCCAGAGAAGUUAGGGGAAGGAGAAUUAGAAUGGGAAAUGACAGAGAGAAAAAACAGAAAGAAAAACAUAUUUAUUAGGGGAGUAAGAACGGUAGAGGCUAGAAUAAAAGAGGAAAUUAAGGGAAUUAUAAAAGAAAAACUAGAGGCUAUUUAUAUCAAGAAAGUGAGAGCGAUAGGGGGUGGAUUAGUAGUAGAGUUAGAGUCUAUGGAAAAUAAAAUAGAAGCGAUGAGAAAGAGGGGCAUGUUAAAAGGGAUGAAUGUGUGGAUAGAAGAUGAUCUAACGGAAAGAGAAAAGGAGAUACAAAAUUGGCUAAAAAUGAUUGCAGAAGAGGAAAGGGGAAGGGGCCUAGAAACGCAGGUAUGA
Messenger RNA from Nasonia vitripennis (jewel wasp), 618 nucleotides. RefSeq lists its product as uncharacterized. The record is from RefSeq and is a predicted model, not a curated record. Bases 1 to 618 code for a protein of 205 amino acids. NCBI's taxonomy places the organism in Eukaryota, Metazoa, Arthropoda, Insecta, Hymenoptera, Pteromalidae. The transcript has a single exon.